Microstroma glucosiphilum is the source of this 1410-nucleotide messenger RNA. RefSeq lists its product as hypothetical. Gene Ontology annotation, biological process: ribonucleotide metabolic process; RNA catabolic process. The record is from RefSeq and is a predicted model, not a curated record. The coding region runs from base 69 to 1265 and encodes 398 amino acids. Gene Ontology annotation, cellular component: nucleoplasm; ribonuclease H2 complex. The transcript has 2 exons. NCBI's taxonomy places the organism in Eukaryota, Fungi, Basidiomycota, Exobasidiomycetes, Microstromatales, Microstromataceae.
AGUGAAAGCAGGGGAGACCAACACUUGCACAACACCAUUGGUAUUGCCGCAGAGUAACCAUCACGAGCAUGGCUACUACAUCUCCCUCUGAGCGACUGGUCAUCGCAGGGCCAUCCUCACUCCUCCAUCCAUCCCCAUCCACCUCUUCACCAAAGCAGUUCCUCCUCCUCCCGCACCCGCGCACAGCACUCCCAGCCUACUUUCUUCCUUCCGCCGCCUCCUCCUCCUCUACCCCUUCUUCUGCUGAGCCGACUGCCGAAGAGUACGAUGAGAUCUACGAGCUACAAAGUAGCAAGAGUGACCGGAAAGCCAGGAGCUGGUUCUUGGGCGGCUCAAAGGGCGAGGGGGAUGAAGAAGGGGAGAGUGCAGAGACGCGUGGCCUGGCUGGCGAGAAAGGAUGGGUGAUACAAGACUUCUCACUACACCUCCUCUCCCGGAUAGAUUCCGCCUUUCUCCUCCUCCCCAUGCUAGACGUGCUCCUCCCUCCGCCCACUCCCAAAUCAACCACGGAGCCAGCUCCUACCUCAGCUCCCGCUACCCUCCUAGUCGAUAGCGGCUCCUACCUCCCCGCAGAAGACCUCUUCGAGUCAGUCGCAGGGACGAUGCACCGUCGUCUUCUCCAGGCACGCAGCAAGCUAGCCGGCAAAGGUGCAGCCGCUGCGCCUACCGGGGUGGACGAGGAGGGCAGCUGGGCGGACAUUCCCUCCUUCGGCCAACUCUCCCUAGCUCGCAAAGCCCUCGAGAAGCUUUGCUCUAUCCAAAAGGCAGGAGAAGUAGGGACAGACGGCAAAGGAGAGCAAUACUUCCGUCCCUCUCCCCAACGCAUCGUCUCUUUCCUCCAACGUAAAGUCCUAGCCCUCUCAACUCCAGAAGUGUUCCAUUCUCAUCCUGCUACGCUUGGAAGGAUGUUGGAUCGCGCAGUGGAUGAUCCAUUGGUGGCGAUUGCUAGGGCCAAUGGGACGCUUAAUGCUCAAGGGGUUUCAGGAGGAGGAGCAGGAGCAGCAGAGGGGAACGAAAAAGGGGAUCUCAAAACGCGUAAGGUGAGGACAGAACUUGCGCUGGACCUCGUGAGGGGGUAUGUCCCCACUGGUGGAAGAGUGGAGGAGCUCUUCGAAGUUGUUGUCAAGGGUGGGUUGAUGAAGGAGUUGGAUGGGGAAGAUCAUGGUGGGCGGGAUGAUCGAGAGGCAUAUCAGGUCAGAGAGGACGAAGAGGAUGCAGAUGCAGAUGCGGAAGAUGCAUUGAGGGAGCAGGAGGCUGGUCUUUAAACAAUUUCCUGUGUACAAGAGGGAAUCAAUGUCACCACAUCCUUCCAAUCUGAUACGGAGCCAGAUGUCCUCACCAACCUAUCCAGCCCCUGCCUGGGCCUGGGGCUUCACCGACCAUAUGUCCCCUUCUUCUCUCCAUUCCCCA